CUGUCUAAAAAUGCAUCAUGUGUUUGUUUAGGCAAAAUAUCAAGCAUUAAUCUCAUGUAUCUGAUCUAUUAAAUCUAAAAGGUUUCAUAUUGUUAAAAGGCAGAUGCUAUUUGCACCUCUGUGUAUACAGCAACAACAUAUUAUGUACAUUCUGCUUUGUAUUCUACACGUUUAGCACGAUGGCAUAAAUAGCCAUAUACCCACUGGUGCAUGGAUUCCUUUUUGCACCCCACCUAGGCGAUAAUGGUGUUUUGUACCGCAUGGCAAAUUGUGUUCAUGCACUAUUUAAGUUGUAUUUUCUCCGAGACGUCCACUAGUAAAGGAUAAAUAUAACAACAAUCAGUUCUUUCAUAAUGCAAACUAUUACCUGUGGCAAGUUAUGGUAUCACCUUUGUUUUUAUUGUUUAAUGGCAGAAAGAAAGAAAGAAAGAAAGAAAGAAAGAAAGAAAGAAAGAAAGAAAGAAAGAAAGAAAGAAAGAAAGAAAGAAAGAAAGAAAGAAAAAAAGAAAGAAAGCAUCCAUUAAACACCACCAGAUGGCGCUGUUCACCAAGAAAACAAUCACAUGUCACUUUGUUGGUUGAAUUGGUACCAUUUUUAAUAAACGCUGUUCUGACUGUUUAAACAGAACAUCGAUUUUUAUUAUUUUAAAAUGUUUUUAAAACGCUUUUGCGAAGUUCAGUAAGUAACAUUUUAAUUAAAAUUAAAUACCGAAAAGCCCCAUCACAGAUUGCCCAAAUACAACUGACAAGGACUAAAAGAUUCUUACAAACAGUAAAUAAACGAAUAAAUAAAUAAACAAAACAAACAGUUGUUAGAGUUUUCUGCGCGUGCCCUUCCCCCUCCUCGAACCCCGGAGAUGCGCCGAGGCAGGAAUGCACUGAGUGACGUCACGUGGGUCUGGAUCGCACACUUUUGGGGGAUCGUUCGUUGCGUUAAGCUUGCCUACAAAAACUAAACUUUGUGUAACGUCUACUUUGGACCGCGGAGGUGAAUGUGACUCUCGGAUGAACCGGGUUUAACGCGAUUCUGCGUGGAUUCCACGCAAAUAACUUUUUGCAGAUAGUGUGCCGUGCAAACUGGGACACGCGCCCUUGUUUCCAUAGAAACGCGCAGGACGCUCUCUCUGACACGGCAGCGGUGGCGCGCGCCGCUCUGAUCAAACAUCAAUACUUCACAAAAACCGCAAGAUGGUAAGACGACCACCACGAAUCAACAACAUAAGCCGUUUCACGACAACGUCUACUACCCGUACCCCACCGAUCCCCCGGGAACCCAUUCCUCAGCAGGGAUCCCGUCUCUCCUGAGCUCUCCUCAGAGUCAGCCCUCCUCCGGCAGCCAGAACAGACCGGCCAUGUCUGGACCCCUCACCUCAUCUGGAGUCGGCACCGCCGUCCCCCCGCCCUUCAAGUUCCGAGCUCGGCGCGAGAGCGUGGACUGGCGCCGCUUCAACGCCGUUGAUGUGGACCGGGUGGCUUGCGAAAUGGACUUCGACGCUUUGCAGGAGCACAUCACGGCGGUGACGUUCUGUAACGUGGAGGGCGAGCGUUGCCCCCGCUGUCAGAGCCCCGUGGACCCGGCUCUGAUCAAGCUCUUCCGGCUGGCUCAGCUCACGGUUGAAUACCUGCUUCACUCCCAGGACUGUCUCAGCAUCAGCCUGCAGGCGGCCGAGGAGAGGCUGGUGGCGGAGGCCAGGGAGAGGGAGCAGCUCUGCGUCCAGCUGCAGAAAAAAACCCAGGAUGCAAAACACUUAAAGGAGGAGCUGAAGCAGAGGAAGAAGAUCAUCGCCUCUCAGCAAGCCAUGUUUAACGCGGGGAUGAGCGCCAACUACCACAAGUGCCAACAUUGUGAGAAAGCCUUCAUGAACGCCUCCUUCCUGCAGAGUCACGUGCGACGCAGACAUUCAACGGAGUUUGACAUCAAGCUAAUGACGGACAACCAAAAAAAGAUCCAGACCAUGAAGUUACAAGAUGAGAUCAACAAACUUCAAGAGCAGUUGACGCUGGUCACGUCACAAAUGGAGACACAGCAGAAGGACUACACUGCUAAACAGGAGAAAGAGCUCAUUCAGAGACAGGAGGAGUUUAACAGACAGUUGGAAAUCUGGAAAGAAGAUGAAUACAUACGAAUGAACAGCAAAAUAGAUGAAGUCAAGCAAGCGUGUCAGCGCGACAUGGACUCAAUGCACCAGAGGAACAGGAACCUAGAAAACGAGCUGCUAAAAUUGAAACGGAUAAAUAAACAGGAAAUCGCAGCGACAGUACAGACACAGUCUGGUUCGCCGGCCAGCAAUGAACACUGGCAGGAGUUUGUUAAACUUCAGCAGAAACUCCACAAACAGGAAGUGAAGUGGUCGGACAAAAUUCACAAACAGAAGGAGCAACAUGACAGCGAGAAGAAUCUGCUUCAGGAGGAGCUGUCAAACCUGCGGCGUGUGGUGUCAGAAGGGAGAGAGGAGACCAGACGUCAGGUGCAGGACUUGAGUCACAGGCUUCAGGAGCAGCAGCAGAUUAUUACUUCACAGAAUAAGCAGAUGAAACAGAUCUCAUCGAGGCCUCCAACAGUAUUAGUUCAACGUGACGUGGUUGCUGUCCCGGCUCCAGAGACAAAAGCUAAAGUGAUGCUCAGUGAGCAGUUCAACUCGGUUCAUACGUUGGAUCCUAUAGUGGAGCUGUCUGAGGAAGAUAAAGAAUCCUCAAGCAUCUCCGAAAGUCAUCCAGAGAGCCACUCGUGGAGGCAGCAGGUGGAGGAACUGUUGAAGAACCCGGGCUUGAGGAGAGACAUGCGUGCGGCUGCCCAGCAGAACCUCCAGGACAGACUGAUGAACUUAGGCAUCAAGGGGGUCACAGGUCUCUCUAAAGGGGCGUAUAAGAGCGCCAUGGCCCAGAUAACCUCAGACCGUCAGAAUAAAGAAGAAGAGGAUCCAGCGUAUCGGAGGGCACAGAAAGAGAUCAGCCGUAAACUGGAACAGAGGUUGAAGGAGAGGAACACAGAGGAACCAGCCAAACCCAAACAACUAGAGCAAGCGGUUCAAUCUAGACCCAGAUCCAGCAGUUUUCCAUCUACGGUAACUCAUGUGAUGUCAGGUCCUGCUCCCAAACAGCCCCAAACCCCACAGCCGACUCCACGCAGCCGGACCAGCACCCUGCCCCUACAACAACACAACAGAACGCCUCCGUUCAGCUCUGACGAAGAGACGUCUGAGGAAGAGGAGGAAUCUGAGGAAGAAGCCCCUCAAACACCGAAGAAAGCUCCCCUGGUUAACCGAACCACCGUGAAAGCACAAAUGCCCAAAACACAUCUGUCCUCGACCCCACGCACGACCACUCCCGCAGACAGAACAGCUGUGACCGCACUGAGCAAGAGCGACAGCGAGUGGACGGACGGCAGCGAGAUGGAUGAGAUCAACGUCUCGCAGCUGCACAAACGCACGGACCAGAAUGGAAACGUGGAGAAGACUUCUUAUAGUAAUGUCAAAGCUCUAGGCAAAAGCCUGGAAGCGCGAGGCCCAAAGGAACCAGCAGGGGGCGUAAAUGCAUUCCAAGAGAGGCCAACGGUUGUCAAAAACAUAAAGCACGAUGAAAAGAAAGAUCUGAAGUACACAGAUGAAGAUGAUGAUGACGACUGGGAUAUCUCCUCUCUGGAGGACGUGCCUGCUGUAUCCCAACCCAACCGUAGCCCCGCCCCCAUCAGGAGGAGCCUGGACAAGAGUCUGGACACCAGCACCAGCGUAUGGGGGUCAUCCGCACCUAAAGGACAGAAAGCAGGCCUUACAGACGCUGGAACCGGCAGCACUCUGAAGAGCAGUUUAGUGACUGUCAGUGACUGGGACGAUUCAGAUGAAAUAUAACAUCCAAUGAUACCAAAACAUCCACAAACCAGCACACCUUAUCGAACUGAAUAAUUGUAAUAUGUAGUGACCUUGUAUCUCAGGCUUAGUGAUUAUUCAGGGACAGCAGUGCAAACCAGCUUUUUAUAACUACAUUUUGUUUUGUAUUUACGGUGUUAAAAGUGAAAAUGAUCAAGGUACGUGUACACCUGGUACUGAGGAACAGCCAAGGGAGAUUGCACUUUAAAAUGAUGUCUUCUUACUUUUUUGAUAGUUUAGCUAUUAAAUGUUCCUCUGCAAUAAAACUUGACCGUAGCCUCAAAUGACAAAGGACGUUUGUAAUGUAAAAUAUUUUAUGUAUUAAAUUCAUUUU
Triplophysa rosa is the source of this 4200-nucleotide messenger RNA. It is a transcript of the gene dzip1, whose product is annotated as DAZ interacting zinc finger protein 1. The transcript is spliced from 19 exons. NCBI's taxonomy places the organism in Eukaryota, Metazoa, Chordata, Actinopteri, Cypriniformes, Nemacheilidae. The record is from RefSeq and is a predicted model, not a curated record. Gene Ontology annotation, biological process: cilium assembly. Gene Ontology annotation, cellular component: cytoplasm; ciliary basal body. Bases 1353 to 3848 code for a protein of 831 amino acids.